Molecule: messenger RNA, 1365 nt
Organism: Brassica napus (rape)
Lineage: Eukaryota; Viridiplantae; Streptophyta; Magnoliopsida; Brassicales; Brassicaceae
Product: phytochrome-associated serine/threonine-protein phosphatase 3
Exons: 10
Coding region: 189-1100 (303 amino acids)
Biological process (GO): peptidyl-serine dephosphorylation
Cellular component (GO): cytoplasm
Molecular function (GO): protein serine/threonine phosphatase activity
Source: RefSeq, a predicted model, not a curated record
GUUACAAAAAAAGAGAGACGGAUCCGAGUUUGAAGACCAAAUUGGGUUUUGGGUCAGACAUUGGUUUGUUCCUCGUGUCUCUUUACGUAACCCUAAACGAAACGAAACCAAGGCGGAGAGAGCAAUGCUCUGCUAGAGAUCCAAAUCCGAAGAGAGAGAGAGAGAGAGAGAGAGAGGCCAAAAUCAUCAUGGAUUUAGAUCAGUGGAUAUCCAAGGUCAAAGACGGCCAACAUCUCUCCGAAGACGAGCUUCACCUCCUCUGCGAAUACGUGAAAGAGAUUCUGAUUGAGGAAUCAAACGUACAACCUGUCAACAGUCCUGUCACCGUCUGUGGUGAUAUCCAUGGCCAGUUUCACGAUCUUAUGAAGCUUUUCCAGACCGGUGGUCAUGUUCCCGACACUAACUACAUUUUUAUGGGAGAUUUCGUUGACAGAGGUUACAACAGUCUUGAGGUUUUCACUAUUCUUUUGCUUCUCAAAUCAAGAUAUCCAGCCCAUAUCACACUUUUGCGUGGGAAUCAUGAAAGCAGACAGCUUACUCAGGUCUAUGGUUUCUAUGACGAAUGCCAAAGGAAGUACGGUAAUGCUAAUGCUUGGAGAUACUGCACGGAUGUGUUUGACUAUCUUACUCUUUCCGCUAUUAUAGAUGGCACUGUUCUAUGUGUUCAUGGUGGCCUUUCACCAGAUGUACGGACAAUUGACCAGAUAAGAUUGAUUGAUCGAAAUUGCGAAAUCCCGCAUGAAGGACCAUUCUGUGAUCUUAUGUGGAGCGAUCCUGAAGAUAUUGAAACAUGGGCUGUUAGUCCACGUGGCGCUGGUUGGCUUUUCGGAUCCAGGGUUACCACUGAGUUUAACCAUAUAAACAAUCUUGAGCUAGUAUGCCGCGCACAUCAGCUUGUCCAAGAAGGUCUCAAGUACAUGUUCCAAGACAAAGGACUUGUAACUGUGUGGUCUGCACCUAACUACUGCUACCGCUGUGGGAAUGUGGCUUCUAUGUUGAGUUUCAACGACAACAUGGAAAGGGACGUGAAGUUCUUCACGGAGACAGAAGAGAACAAUCAAAUGAGAGGGCCAAGAACAGGUGUUCCUUACUUCCUGUGAUGAUCCUACAAUGUUAGUCGCAUAUUGUUCUGACGAAGUUAGCGCCAUUACCGUUGGCUUAUGUUCUUGCAAGGUAUAUCUUCUGAUGUUGUGUUUACACUUCCAUUGUUUUUACGUCUUCUUUUGGAAACAAACACAUUUUCUUGUGGAAGUGAUCGUCACUUUAGCAAUUCUAGUGGUUUUGAUGCAGUUUUUUUAACUUUGGUCUCUGACUCUGGACGUUGUUAUACAUGUGUUCUGUAUGUAAGACCAAUCUUCUCAUCCA